CUUACAAAACAUCACAAUGGCGGAAGUUCAGUCUCCAAUUACUUCACCAUCGAGUGACAAACCAUUAGAUACACGAACGCGGGACGCAAUCGCAAACGGACUGGUUGAUCUUCUGAAACCUGCAGUUGAGGAGAUUGACGAGAGGGUGUCGUGCGUCAGAGAUGGUCAAGUGGAACUAAGGCAACAGAUAGACUGUCUUGCAGAAGAAUUGAGGAAGAUAACAGAAUGUGAGCAGAAUCCAGUUGACCUUGAACCCUAUGUGAAGAAACUGAACACCUCUCGGCGCAGAGUGACACUCGUCAACAACAUCCUGCAAAAUGUCCAGGAGCGACUUAACAAGUUACACAACAGUGUUUCCAAGGAAACAGCUCGGAGAAAGUCCAUGCUUGACCCGGUUACUCCUGUGCCACCAAACUGAAACAUCUUGUCGUGUCAAAGCGAUGUUUAAUAAGUUAUGAACAAUGUACAGCUUGUGUUUGUCUAAUGGCCACAGCCAUGCCAAUUCCAGUGUGAUUAUUACAUUCUGUUGAGGGAGUGAAAUCAAGGGGACUGUUAUCAACAUUACAAACACAGGAUUUAUGAUGGAUGGUUUUGCACGAAAAGUGUUUAAUGUUCUGGCUUUGUUAUUAUUUAUGAAUAGUGAAAUUUAUGUUUUAUCCUUGUGUGUUCAGUGUGCAGUAUUAAACAAUUCUGCAGCUUCUAGCUCCCUCUUGUGGAUUUAUUACCACAAAGUGAUUUUUGCACAACUUUUGUAGGUUUAAUUUUAAAGCAUAAAGACAAAUUCAAUGUUAAGUAUUGAUGUGAAAUCAUGUUCAUUAAUGACUGCUAUAAGUUAAAGUUUGGGAGUGAUAAUUCCUUCAACUACGGAAAGAAAUUCUUAAUGUUAUUGUGUCUUAAUUCUAACAGGUCUUGGAAGUGUAAAGUGUUUAAUCUUGGUAAUGUGUAUGUGCCUACAUUCCUUUGUCUACUUUAGGUAGUGUUUCCACAUUCAAAAUUUGAACUAUGAGUCUAUGAAGAAAUCCAAGACACUCUGCAGAUCAAGAAGAACAAUGGAAUCCCGAUUCCACUACACAUUCCAUAUUUUGUGUUGUUGUUUUUGUAUAUACCCUUGUAUUGCACAUGUUGAAGGGUUAAUCGGUUAUAUCACGUGAGUUAAACUGAGUGGUAACCUGUGUAAGUCUUGUCAUACAUCUAAAAUCUGAUAGAUUGCAGACAAGUCCGUAUGAAACUUACAUGACGGUAUGAAAUGUACAUGCGUAUGAAGAAAAAAUAUCACUCAACAGUAUUUAAAUUAUGUAUGAAAAUGAAUGGAUGAAAUUGUCA
Messenger RNA from Haliotis rubra (blacklip abalone), 1323 nucleotides. Its product is annotated as SNARE-associated protein Snapin-like. Gene Ontology annotation, cellular component: synaptic vesicle; BORC complex; BLOC-1 complex. Gene Ontology annotation, molecular function: SNARE binding. Gene Ontology annotation, biological process: regulation of synaptic vesicle exocytosis; lysosome localization; endosome to lysosome transport. The coding region runs from base 17 to 418 and encodes 133 amino acids. NCBI's taxonomy places the organism in Eukaryota, Metazoa, Mollusca, Gastropoda, Lepetellida, Haliotidae. The transcript has 4 exons. The record is from RefSeq and is a predicted model, not a curated record.